GCAUUUUUGAAUAGCAUCAAAGGAAUUUAAAUUAUGUGUGAACGAGUCAAUAUAACUGUCAAUUAUCCAAGGGAUAAGUGUGUAAAACCAUUUAAUGAUGUGUGUUUUCUUGGAACCCGAUUUGGACUUCUUGUGUGCGCUAUUUGUGUCAUUAACACGUGUGUUCAGUAAGACAUCUAUAAUAAUAAUAAUAAUAACAAUCAAUAAUAACAAUCUAGAGCGACCAGCAUAAAGUCAAUCCACUGCAGGGAGAAGAGGUGUGAGGCCUGAAUUAACUGCUCACAAACCGCUUUCCUAAAGAAAAUUCCACAUUGAAGCUACAUUGUCAAUAUUUUUGGUCCAAUGAAAUUAUGUGAAACCAUUGAUUUCAUGAUUAUUUCAUUAGGCUUACAUACAUUUAAUUUAGGCCUACUUAUGCCUAUUUCGUCUGAAAGGGAAUUAGGGAAAUUCUGUACCAGAAAUAAUCUGUAGGCGACAAUGGAAUGGAAUGGCAAUAUCUCUCAAUAAGCGUAUCGGAAGAUCAUCUGAUCAUUGAUCAAAUCUGUGUUCUAUGCAGAGGGAAAUGCGUUCUAUGCAGAGAUUCAUGUUUCCUAUGAUGCCUUUUCCCGACGCGCGGCACUGACUUCCGGCCCUAUCCUCCUCCUUUUAUACUAUCCACUUACCCCCGUAUCCUCUUCUACUAUCCUCUUCUAGAUACCCCAUUAUCCUCUUCUAGAGACCCUCUUAUCCUGAGAGAGAGAGGGUAGUCCUCCACACAGACCACAGGACAACACAGCGAUGCGCAAUUCUACCGCUGCGCACGUCAUUUAUCUGGGCCAAGACUCAAAGCAACCUCAUCAAUGUGAUGCAGGGUUAGGGGAUUAGAGACUCGGAGGGCCUAUAGGGGGGUUGGGCCGCACCAGCCAACAACAACACCUGGACGGGAUGGUGGGCGUGAGUAACAACCCCGCUAUAAGUGACACACUUCCAGUCGAGCCCUCGUAUCAUUCUCAGCAGGUCCGGAGAAGAGACACACAGUGGAUAUUUAAACUUUGAUGGCUCUCUUCAUGGAAUCCAACUCCUCAUUACUCAACUGCAAGCACAAAGAAUUGGAGUUGAAUGGGUUAUUUGGAGAAAAUAAAGAGCCACAAUACUCAGGCUGCAUGGAGGGCCAGAGGAAGCGCAAAAGGACAAUCUUCAGCCGAGUACAGCUGUCCGAGCUCGAGCAGGCGUUCGCUGUGACUCCGUACCCAGACAUCACCCUGCGCGAGCGCCUGGCCGAGCACACACACCUGCCUGAGAGCAAGAUACAGGUGUGGUUCCAGAACCGAAGAGCCAGAAGUAUCAAGACUGUCAGGCUCCCAAAGUCGUCCAAAACCAUCCUGGGUGCUAGGGGAGAUCCAGAGACCAAUCAGCACAGAAUCCAAUUGCUCUCCCCUGGACAGACCACCUCCUCUACCUCCACCUUUCACACCGCCAACACCAUCGGUGGCCUAUUUCGUUCCGAGCAGAAUCAGUCCUUGGAUGAAGGUCAACAGAUGUUCUCCGACUGGCUCCAGCUCUGCAGCAACUCUGGCUUCUGCUCCUCGUCUUCACCAGCCCCCCAUCCCCACCACCACCCCCCCCCCCCCCAUCACCAUCCAAACCAUCAACCCCCACCCCAUGACCACCCCCACCCUCCCCAGUCUCCAUAUAAACUCUCUGGGACGCUUUUCUGGGAGGAGGACCCUCAGAGUAAGUUGAACCACAUGGGCAACUUCCCCGUCUCCCUCUCUGGUCUCAUCCCACAGCACCAAAGCAGGCCACCCCACCAUCACCACACCUCAACCUCCCAGAGCCACAGGCCUGAGGGCUCGGGCGUCAAACCCCCACCUGUGCUUCCAGGGCAGGCCGGAGAUCAGUCCAUCUUUGGAGGACUCACCAGAGGCUGCAGGGGCCAUAGGUCAGUGGACCAAGUGGUACCGUCCCACCCUCAGCAGGUGUACUGGGACGGAUCCCAGGGACUCAGCCACCACCACCACCAUCACCACCACCCACAGACGGGGCCUCAGACUUCUAUGGGCUAUAUCUCAGACCUCAUUUACAACGCUGCUAUUGUCACCAACUUCCUGGAGUUUUGAGUAGAACUUAAUAUCCAAAUAGUUAAAUCAUGUAGAUAACUACGUUGGACUUAAUGGCUUUAGCAACAGAAAGAGAAGAAGAGCUGAACCAUGCCGUAAGAUUAUUAUCCAAGUGACUUUUUUGUGAAUUUCCCACAACCAUUUCUUGUAUGGUUAAAAUGUUGUCUAAUUCCAUCGAUACUUUGUUGACUGUUGUGUUAUGUACUCAUUUCUAAGGAAUAAAUGUAUUUGAUGUUUGGACCAUA
This is a messenger RNA of Gadus macrocephalus (Pacific cod), 2344 nucleotides long. RefSeq names its product retinal homeobox protein Rx-like. NCBI's taxonomy places the organism in Eukaryota, Metazoa, Chordata, Actinopteri, Gadiformes, Gadidae. The transcript has 3 exons. Gene Ontology annotation, molecular function: DNA binding. The record is from RefSeq and is a predicted model, not a curated record. Bases 1035 to 2099 code for a protein of 354 amino acids.